AUGGUCACAAAAACCCUAGAUGGCAGAGAUGGCGGCCGAUUAAGCCUGAGCGUACGAGACUACGAGAUAUAUCGGUGAUUAUUUCUUUUUCAAAUAUCAAAAAGACCAUGGAUAGUCCAAGUGAAUCUGGAAGCAGUGAUUUAGACAGUGAUUUUCAAAAUGCCAAGGCCUUCUUGCUGAAAACAAGUUUACAUUCGAAUCUAAAUGUCUACGACCAUCUUGCAACUGUGAUUAGAAAGGUCUUGGAAGAGAAGCCAGAAAAUAUAUCAGACUUGAUAGAGGAUCUUGUCAGGGAUGAAAAGAGAGCAAAAUUUCGUCCCAAUUUGGACACUAUUCAGAAUAAAGAAGAUGAAUCUACAGAGGUAAUACUUGCAAGAUCUCAGGUGGCAUUGUUUGAAAGAAAGCCCACGGAGCAAGAACUGGAGCCCUUGAUGCAAGAUCCAGAUAUGGAAGAGGAGCAGGAGGAGGUCCCAUUGCCAGAUCUGAUGGAACUUGCCAACUACUUUGAACAAGCUGGUGUCGGCAUUGGCAGAGAAGAAACAUUUAGGAUAUUUCUGUCCUUGAAGAUUUUAAUUGACACAUACCCAAUUAGAACAUGUAGAUUUUGGGGUAAAAUAUUCGGCAUCCAUGAAAAUUACUUCAUUGCUGAAGUAGAGUUCUUUGAAGGAGAGGAUCCCGAGGAGCCACUUGAUGAUGAACAACAAUUAGAACAACAAGAGAAUGAAACAAAAACAGACAUCACUAAAGAGGAUUUUGAUGUAGAGGAAGAUGAUGCCCCACAGGCAGAUUUCAAACCACCAACAGCAAUCCCCAAAGAAGAAAACAGAACAGGCUGUAACAAGAAAACAUACUUUGUAUCCAAUAAACCUGGAGGUCAAUGGGUCAGACUGCCCCCUGUUUAUCCAGCACAGAUUGUCAUCUCAAGACAGAUCAGAAAAUUCUUCACAGGAAAUCUUCAGGCACCUGUUGUGAGCUAUCCACCAUUCCCUGGAAAUGAAGCAAACUACUUGAGAGCUCAAAUUGCCAGAAUAUCAGCAACUACACACAUCAGUCCUUUGGGUCACUACAUGUAUGAAGAAGAUGAGGAGGAGGAGGAUGAAGGAGGAGCUCGUGAUUCUUUUGUGGUGAAUCAAGAAUUUGAAGGACUCUCAAUUAAUGAUAUGGCUGAUCCAUCAUGUGCAAACUGGGUUCAUCAUGUACAGUACAUUCUUCCACAGGGUCGUUGUACAUGGUUCAAUCCUUCACAGAAGAGAGAAGAAGAAGAACUUGAGGAAGAAGAGGAAGAUGAAGAGAGAGAAGAACCAGAUGAACCUGAACCAGAGCAGGGUCCUCCCUUACUGACACCUCUCUCUGAAGAUGCAGAGGUUGAUGGCAUGCCCCCUUGGACUGCACAGAAGUCUUCAACGUUAAUUCCACAGUACUCUUUAGCAGUAAUGCACUCCAACCUGUGGCCAGGAGCACAUGCAUUUGUUCUUGAGAGAAAAUUUGAAAACCUCUAUGUUGGUUGGGGCCAGAAAUUCAGUGCAGAAAACUACAGCCCACCACCUCCUCCGGCACCUCAGGAAGAAUACCCCAGUGGACCAGAGAUUACUGAGGCUGAAGACCCAUCUGUGGAGGAGGAGAAGGCUCUGAAGGCUGCUCAACAGGAAGCAAUGGAGGCUGCAGAGAUGGAGGACGACGAAGAUGAUGAUGAUGAUGAUGAUGAUUAGGCACCCUUUUGGUGUUUUAAUAAUUUCCGUUAAAUCAUAAAUCAUGUUUUUUUAGGUCCAUAACACUUUAAAUCAGUUACUUGCUUAUGGAAUACAAAUAACAUAACCAAUAUCUUGAAAUAAGGGUUAUCACAUAAACAAACUUGAAAAGAGUUCUUUACGUCAACAUGCACUGUUUUGUUUGGUUGUUGUCAUUAUAAGCAAGUUAGACAUCUCUUACCAAAAAAAAAAAAAACAUGUACCUAUUGUUGAAAAGUUUUGCUUUUCCAAACUGUUACUGCUGAAGUCUCUGUCAUACAUCUUAAAGCUUUCUCGGUAAAAUGUGAAUGGAGUCGAAACAAAGUGGCUUGAAAUGUCUCAGGAACCAAUUUUAAUUAUUCAUAAACAACCUACUAUGCUGUCAGUAAAAUUCCAUGACAAGAGUACUGAAGUGUGAUCUUAAGCAUUGUACAUUUUAUUUGUAAGAUACACAACUUUAACAAACAUCCAUCUAUGAAAAAGUCGUGGAUUAAAUAACUGUGUUUACCACU
Molecule: messenger RNA, 2239 nt
Organism: Stylophora pistillata
Lineage: Eukaryota; Metazoa; Cnidaria; Anthozoa; Scleractinia; Pocilloporidae
Product: radial spoke head protein 4 homolog A
Biological process (GO): cilium assembly; axoneme assembly; cilium movement involved in cell motility
Cellular component (GO): radial spoke; axoneme
Source: RefSeq, a predicted model, not a curated record